Messenger RNA from Ostrinia nubilalis (European corn borer), 5304 nucleotides. RefSeq names its product serine protease filzig (gene flz). The record is from RefSeq and is a predicted model, not a curated record. Gene Ontology annotation, molecular function: serine-type endopeptidase activity. The coding region runs from base 180 to 3449 and encodes 1089 amino acids. Lineage: Eukaryota; Metazoa; Arthropoda; Insecta; Lepidoptera; Crambidae. Gene Ontology annotation, biological process: proteolysis. The transcript has 8 exons.
UUCCUUGCCGUGACAGUAGACGGUCGCCUCCACUUCGAAGCUAAGAAAUACGCGAAAAAUGCCUAAGAAACCCUUCAGAAGUCGUCACUAAAAAGAACCUUUUUCAAAAAAAACAUGUGUGCUACUGGCCGUUUUUAGAAUUAAAAAGUUGAAUUUAGCGCGGGAAGAGAAACGUCAAAAUGACAGUUCAAAGGUGGAUGUCAAGAUCACUGUGUGAAGUGAAAUUUUUAUUUGUUUUGUUUGUGUUGUUAUCGCUCUUGGACAAUUAUUGCCGCGGCGAAGAAUAUGAUAGAGAUUCAAGAAAACUCUUCGGAGGAUAUAGAAUAACACCAUCACACUGCAAAGCAUCAAGAGCAGCCAAGUACAACAGAGGCAACAAGAUAUGCAUGUUCAACCACGAAUGCGUGCAACGAGGAGGCGAAGUGGUGGGCACUUGCAUGGACGGCUUCUUAUUUGGGGCUUGCUGUCAAUUAAAAUCUGACAGCCAGUCCCACAUCCCCAAAGGCCCAGGCGUGGUCAUGACCAGCUACUUAGACUACCCAGAUGCAGAAACCGAAACAGAUGAUUAUGACUCCGAUCAGCUCAGCGCGCUUCACAACAGCUUCAGACCCGUCGUUACCCCAGGAUAUAGACCUGGAUUCAGCAGCCAAGUGACGAUCACACCAGAUGUUAAGACAACCGAAGCCAUGCAACAAGAGAUGAUCUCUGAAGGCUUUAAUCAGAUCACGAACUCACUUCUGCAUUCGCCUCCUAAGGAUAAUAGUAUUUUUGGAAAACCAGUCAAACCUGAAGACAUAUACAGCCACAGUUCAAUAGACCAUAGCGUAGCUGAUACGAUACUCUUGAAUGAAAACGGUUCAGUUGCUGAAAAUGUCGUCAGACCUUCAGAUUUUAACGUCCAAAUAUCGUCGAUGCAAACCAAACCGACUGUAAGCCCUAUGUCUUCGACGCCGACCUCGACGCCUAAAACGGUAUCCACACAUCAUCCUGUAUACACCAAACCAGGAUUUAAACCUAAGCCAGGGAACAAGAAUACCAGUAAAAAUCCGUCGACAGAAAACUACGUCAUGGUGUCAACAGUGACGAAAGAAAGCCAGAAGAUUACUGAACUGUCUUCAAUUGACAGCAUAAUUCAAAUGCUGAACGAUAGCACUCCGAGCAUGAAAGAAGAAGCGACAUCACCAGCAUCAGUAGACUUGGAUAUCAUAGAGAACAAAUCUUCACCUGGCCCUACUGGAACUGUAGCUCCUGUUUCAUACAGCAGUGGUUACCCCAGCUACUAUUCCUCAACAGGACAUUACGUAACUAUAAACCCAACUCCAAACCCCUCGACUUCUUACUCAAAGCCAUCUUUUACCACAAAGAGGCCUUACACUACACCUAACAGUAUACCACAAGGUGACAAGCCUACUAGCAAACCUUACUACUCAUCCCCUAGUCCUAGUCAAUCAACUAGUCAAGCUAUAGAAGCUUUUAACAGAUAUCCUACCGAUCCGAAUAACUUCAAUUCUUUGACAACGUUUAGCUAUGUAAGUUCUAGCACAACAGUCGCUCCCACCACUACUUCAAGAAGACCACCGUCUACGAGCUACGUCACUGGUGCCAAACCAUUGAGAAGACCUGUCACACCACCGACGAAGAUCGUUCCAGGUUACGAUGUAGCUCCUGAUACAUUUUCAAGUGUAACUCCGACAGUAAUUGUCCUAAACGGCUUCCAAACAUCAAAACCAGAAACAUCAACGGAAGAAAAGGAGCCCCAGUUUGUAGAAAUAUCCCAGGAACCUUUCAAGAAGCCUGUCAGUCAAAUCACCGUCAACAACCAUAUUCAAUCGACCAACAACAUCUAUAUGGGAAAACCACCUCAGACAUUCGAAAGACCAGCCUCUCCUACAGUAGUUAUAACUCCAAAACCACCUCCAGUAACUAGUCCAUACCCUCUCAAAGCUUCGACGAAACCUCCAACAGUAUCAACCAGUCCCUUCCCAGUUUUUGACUCAUACACAGAAUACUACGCACCGACGACCUUCAAGCCAGAACUGCAGACGUCUCCAGAUGACCUGAUCAACUUCCCACCGGUUAGAAAUCCUAUGCUGAACGCUACAGGGUCUAACCCUGCGUUAUACAAUACUAGCAUCGCACUGUCCGACAAUUCAGAGGAACUGCUCCACGAUGUUGAAUUCACGACCCCCACAUGGCAAGAAGACGAGAAUUUGAAUGAGAAAAUGAAUCUAUUCGUGAACAAAAUAGUCGGAUCUCUUCAAGGGACCUUCCAGGAGCUGCAUGACAUUGUAAUAUUGGACAAAAAGCCAAACGCAACUAGGUUUACAACUCCGAAGCCGACCAAAAAGACUACGACUUCUAAAAGGCCGUUUUUGACGUCCAAAAAGCCGGUCAGGGUGACUACAACGACGACGAGAAGGCCGACGGUGAAGACGUCUAAAAAGCCGACAAGGCCGACAACUGUGGCUUAUAGAAGGACCACUACCACUAUACCGCCACCAACUACCACGACCACUAAGAAACCGGUCACCACCACGUCCAAGAGGCCCAAGCCGAGCAAGAGGCCGAUCACCACCACAGCUCCCACCACCGUCACUACUGUCACCACGGAGUUGUCAGAUGAGGUCACCACUGAGAGCGUGGUGUAUGAACAAGUGGACUAUAAUGACAAGAAUUUAUGCGGAGUGCGUCCCCUAGUCAAAACGGGCAGGAUCGUCGGCGGCAAGAACGCCAAGUUUGGGGAGUGGCCUUGGCAAGUGCUGGUCCGAGAGUCAACUUGGCUUGGCCUGUUCACGAAGAACAAAUGUGGCGGCGUGCUGAUCACCAGCCGGUUUGUGACCACCGCUGCUCAUUGUCAGCCUGGCUUCCUGGCAUCCCUAGUAGCAGUCUUUGGGGAAAACGACAUAGCCAGCGACAAGGAGGCGCGACGACCGGUGUCGCGCAACGUGCGUCGUGUGAUCGUGCAUCGGCAGUACGACGCCGCGACGUUUGAGAAUGACCUGGCGUUGUUGGAACUGGAGUCGCCUAUCAAGUUCGAUGCUCAUAUCGUACCAAUCUGCAUGCCUCCAGACGAGUCGGACUUCACUGGUCGCAUGGCCACCGUGACUGGCUGGGGCCGCUUGAAGUAUGGUGGCGGGGUGCCGGCAGUACUACAGGAAGUACAGGUGCCGGUGAUAGAGAACAGCGCGUGCCAGGAGAUGUUCCAGACGGCUGGCCACGCGAAGAAGAUCCUGAGUUCCUUCAUCUGUGCGGGAUACGCGAACGGGCAGAAGGACUCGUGUGAAGGCGACAGCGGUGGUCCAUUAGUGCUUCAAAGAGAAGACGGCAGAUGGCAGCUGGUAGGCACCGUCUCCCACGGCAUCAAGUGCGCGGCGCCCUUCCUUCCUGGAGUGUACAUGAGGACUACAUUCUACAAACCCUGGCUGAAGAGCAUCACGGGAGUACACUGAGGGCUGGUGUAGUGGUUGAGGUUACCAGAAUCGUGCUUGGACUACAAUCAUCAGGUAUACAUAGAAGAUUGAUGAGAUUUUUUCGAUUGAGUUAGCCAGAAUUUUUCAAAAUAUAAUGAGAAUGAGACUACUUGGCACGAGAGACAACCGCUUCAGAGGCUGUUAAAUUAAAGGUUCGAUUCUUGGCGAUCGCUGGAGUAUACAUAGUAGAAAACUUGGAGAUUAUUAGUAAUUUCUAUAGCACAAAAUAGGUGCUGACAGUCUUCAAAAAGCUUUUGUAGAGAGAUAAUUAUAGGAUCUUCGUCAUGCCUCAUGGGUAGGGCCAUUGAAAAAUUAAGCUUGUUGGAGAUGUCUUAUCAAAAUAAAGCCAAGUAAGUUUUUAAACGGAUUCAUGAUGAUUGUAGUCCAAGCUAUAAAAACCGUAAAGAAACCGGAAUCUCGCAAAGAAUACGGAUUUUCAAAUGAUGUUCCGCUGAAGGUGUCAACUGAUUUUGUUAAUUUUCGAAAUUGUGUCAUUUUAUCGUAAUCUGUUCCUUAACCUAUUUCAAGGUGGCAAUAUAUUUAACUAUAUUGAACCUCACUAUAUUGAAACUUUUUUAGAAAAAUGAACCUUAUUAUAAACUAAUAUUCAUUAUCAAAAUAUUGGUUUGUAAAUUGAACUCGGAUCAGUCUAGUAAAUACGAUCCUUUUAAGAUGUCACUCUUUUUAUUUAUUCGAAUAAAUCUGUAGUGUUUUUGAUUGCCAAUUGAAAUUAUUUUGAGAUGAUUGAUGCACUUUGAUCAUUGCUUUAGUAGAUUUAAUUCUUCCCUAACCUCCAAAAUUGCCGAAGUACACUUCUCCAAGAGACUUUAUACAUAGUGAAUUCAAUAAUCUUAUCUACAAAUAUCCAUAUUUCAAAAGAAGUCUCGUAAUGAAAAGGUGUGCGUUUUUUUCACCUAAAUUAUUGUUGGUGGUUGGUUGGUGGCUGAAUAUACAAUAUAAAAAUAUUUUGAACUAUAUUCAGAUGAACAAAGGUUGAAAACCUGUUGAAAAAAAAAUAUACUGGUCAAAAUGGCUAGUUACCUGUGACCAACUGAUUAGAUUUAUGUAAAUCCGUCCAUCACACGAUAUUCGAUUCGAUAUGUAUUUGGUCAAGACUUUAUGUAAAAAGUAUUAUCAAAUUAUGUUAAGUAAAACUGUAAAAAUAUUAUUCGUAACGCUUGAAUAAAUUAAAUAAAAUUGGACAUACAAUUUAUUAAAAACUUCAUAUGAUUUUUAAUAAAUUUGUGGCAGUAACUCAAUUGUAUAAAUUAUACAUUCAUCAAAGCUCUCUACUCCAAAAAAAUAUAUCAAAAUAGAAAAAUGCUUAUAGGUGUUUUAAAAACCAUAAAAAGUUCCAAUAAAAUGUAAUAUAAAAUUACAUAAAAGGACCGCAAUUGUUAUACUUUGUAAAUUAAUGCAUUUAUUUAUUGAAAUUAAUAUAGCAAAUAAAUUAGUUUAAAAUAUGUUUAAUUGUUAUCGAAUGACUGUAUUUAUAUGAAUAAUAUUUAAAUAGAAAUGUAAAUGUUACAUAAUAUAAUUAAAGAUGCAUUCAUAAGAAUUUGCUCAAGGUAAAAAAAUAUAUUUUUUGAAACAAUGUUAAUAAGUUAAAAAUAACUAAGCACUGUAAUUUUGUAAAAUAAAACAUAAAGUUACAUUAUAACUAUACAAAAACUAAAUAAAUUGUAUCAAAAUAAACUUAGUUAAAUAUUUUAAGUUUAGUUUUUGUCCAUACCAAUAAUGUGUAGAAUGAAUGUAUGAAAGCUCAAAAAUAGAUGUAAGUAGAAAAAUGUUAUUGACUGUUAUGCAUUUAUAAAUUAAAAAAAUAUUUUAAGUA